Messenger RNA from Penicillium argentinense, 852 nucleotides. RefSeq names its product 25S rRNA (adenine2142-N1)-methyltransferase. The record is from RefSeq and is a predicted model, not a curated record. The transcript has a single exon. Bases 1 to 852 code for a protein of 283 amino acids. NCBI's taxonomy places the organism in Eukaryota, Fungi, Ascomycota, Eurotiomycetes, Eurotiales, Aspergillaceae. Gene Ontology annotation, molecular function: rRNA (adenine) methyltransferase activity. Gene Ontology annotation, cellular component: nucleolus.
AUGGCUCCCAACAAACGAAAUAAACGACUAGGCUCUUUGUCAAACACACGACCACCAACGGUCAAGUCGAACCAUGCAAAGUUGUCAGCCAAAGCUACUCGCACACUGAUCCGAUCUCAUCACCAACUCCUCAAAGCGCGUGCGCAGGCUGAAAAAGCCGGUGAUGAGGCCCGAGUGAGCAGUAUCGACGCACAAAUCAACGCUAAUGGGGGUUUGGAAAGUUAUCAGACUGCCAGUAAGCUUGGUCAAUCGCUUGAACGUGGCGGAGAUUCAAGCAAGCUUCUUAUCGACUGGAUCAAGCCGCAGCUGAACGAAUGGGACACGGCCCUGCCCAAGCUUCGUGUACUAGAGGUUGGGGCACUAAGUACGAAGAAUGCGUGCUCGAGAACUCCAUCUUUGGAUGUGACUCGGAUCGAUCUGAACUCUCAAGAGUCGGGAAUUCUUAAACAGGAUUUCAUGGAGCGGCCUUUGCCGUCUACAGAUGCAGAGCGAUUCAAUUUGAUCAGUCUGUCGCUGGUUCUAAACUAUGUUCCUGACGCGACAGGACGGGGAGAAAUGCUCAAACGCUGCGUGAAAUUCUUGACUUCCGAAUGUCCUUUCUCGUUUCCUCCGACUCUCUUUCUCGUUCUACCAGUCGCAUGCGUUGACAACUCGCGCUAUCUCACUGAAAACCGACUUCUCGAAAUCCUAGCUUGUUUGGGCUUUGUGAUGGUACAGAGCAAGCGAACUUCCAAACUCAUCUAUCAGUUGUGGAAUCAUACAGGCGCCGUGUCGCCAAAACCAUUCAAGAAAGAAAUGCUCAACCCUGGCCACAAGAGGAACAAUUUCGCAAUCAUUCUGAAUAAAGGAUGA